CGCGUUAUUGGAACGGAGGAGGGUGCGCAGGACACGUGCGCCAAACCUUUCCCAGCUCAGAGCAGGAGGCACACAGAGGCGGGGUGGAUGUUGCUCCGGCGCCCCUAUUCAGUUCAUCACCACUACUGGAACAGCAAGCACCGCAACCUUCAGCAUCCACCAUGAGGCUGUACAGGGCUUUAUUCCGUCAGGCUCGUGCCCUCAUAGAAGAGAGACUUGACUACUACUCUCAGUUCAAUCCAUCGCCUCUCUCCAUGCAGCAGUUCACGGAUUUUGGAGAGAAUGCUACUAUCUCUGAAUCCUUCUUGUUCCUGAAGAAGGAGCUGCCAGUGCGCCUGGCCAACAUCAUGAAGGAGUUCAACCUGUUGCCUGAGAACCUGCUCCACAUGCCAUCUGUAGGCGCCGUUAGAGAUCUCUAUCGACGCAGCUUCAUGGACUUGCUUGAGUUUGACACUGGCAACACCCCAAAUAGCACUGCCACCUUAGAAAAGUUCACAGAUGCGCUGGUGAAGAUACGCAAUCGCCACAGUGAUGUUGUUAUGACGAUGGCUCAGGGCGUGAUGGAGCUGAAGGAUGCACAUUCAAUUAAUGCCAACACUGAGGCUAAUAUCCAGUACUUCCUUGAUAGGUUCUACAUGAAUCGUAUCUCUAUCCGAAUGCUUAUUAACCAACACACUAUUCUAUUUGGGGAUAGCAUCAACACUCAGAACCACAUUGGAUGCAUUGACCCUCACUGUGAUGUGGUGCGUGUAAUUGAGGAUGCAUAUGCCAAUGCUCGAUUUCUGUGUGACCAGUACUACUUGGCUUCUCCUGAGCUGAUCCUCACACACCAUAAUGAGAGGGACAAGACUAGCAGAGUCAUAAAGCGAACAGAUGGCCCAGCUGACAAAAACCCAGUAUCAGUGGUCUAUGUACCCUCCCAUUUGUACCACAUGCUAUUUGAGCUCUUCAAGAAUGCCAUGAGAGCAGUAGUGGAGCACCAUGGCCCUGCAUCAGACACCUUCCCCCCAGUACAUGUGUUGUUGGUAAUGGGUCAAGAGGAUCUCACCAUCAAGCUGUCCGAUCAGGGUGGUGGAAUUCGCAGAAGCCUGAUGGACUUGCUCUUUAACUACAUGUACUCCACGGCACCUCAACCCGCUGUCUCUGGCCUAGACACUCCUCCCUUGGCUGGCUAUGGCUAUGGCUUGCCACUAUCUCGACUGUACGCCCGCUACUUUCAUGGUGACCUGCAGGUGACCUCUUAUGAUGGAUAUGGGACAGAUGCCACAAUCUACUUGAAGGCACUCUCAAGUGAAGCGAAUGAACUGCUGGUAUACAAUAAGACCUGCCAGCGUCAAUACUCCACUCCAGUCCAGACACAUGACUGGUCUUCACAGGUUCACUCUGCCAUGUUUAUUCGCCCCUUCAGCACCACGUCACGUAACAAGCAUGAACAGAAAUCAUCAUAGCCUUUGUGAGGCAUAGUGUUGCCACUACAGACCCUCUCCACCAUAUCAUACUAUGUAGUCUUCUAAUGUAGAAGUGUCAGUCCAGAUAUGACCCUUAGGGCACUCUGUAAUUGAGGUUGAGUUUUCAAAUCAAAGGUGAUUGCUAUUAUUGUUGUAAUUAUAUACAUGACUCAAAUUAGGUUUUACAGUGGACUUGUCUGUUGUUAGGUAACUGCCAAAGAUUUUCUUCCCAUUAAUUAAAUAUAGAUGAGUUCUUUUAUAGCUCAGGUUCACGUAUUUGUAUUGUACCAUGUGACUGAGGUUGGGAAACCCUCAAAUGAUAGACUGCUCUUUGAGAGAGCUACACAGACAUCAUAAAUCCUAACAUACAAUGCCUUCACGCACUUGAAGAAACAUUUACUCGGGUUUCAAGAGACUAUGGCACUAAAGUUCUGGGAUUCAGUGCAGAAAUAGUGGGCCAUUAUGAGUUUAUUACUUGUGACAAAAUCUUGGCCAUGAAGUAUAUAUGGCAUUUAGAUUGGUGCUGAGGUUGCUGCAGAAAAAUUCUUCAUCUUAAUAGUGGUGGCUUUUCUUGAAAUCUUCCAUGAUUCUGAUCUGGCAUUUUAAAGUACAGAUUAGCAAUCACUGAUUGCAUAGUUUUAAUGAAAUAUUGACAUGAGGAUAAUUCAAGUUUCUUGCAUCUUUCAAAAAUUGCUAUUAGGUCUACAGUAAUUUUUUAAAUAAUAUAUGGAAGACAUUUCUUAGUAAAAAAAAAAAAAAAAAAAAAAAAAAAAAAA
Portunus trituberculatus (swimming crab) is the source of this 2224-nucleotide messenger RNA. RefSeq names its product pyruvate dehydrogenase (acetyl-transferring) kinase, mitochondrial-like (gene Pdk). The record is from RefSeq and is a predicted model, not a curated record. Gene Ontology annotation, cellular component: mitochondrion. Lineage: Eukaryota; Metazoa; Arthropoda; Malacostraca; Decapoda; Portunidae. Gene Ontology annotation, biological process: regulation of glucose metabolic process; protein phosphorylation. Gene Ontology annotation, molecular function: pyruvate dehydrogenase (acetyl-transferring) kinase activity.